AUGUUUCCCCACUAUCGGCUGUCUGAGAUCAAUUUAUUUGAGGUGGGAUCCGAGAGCUUUUCCGUCAAGUUAGCUUAUGCCAAUUUGAUGUCCUGUGUUGAUCGCCAGAUAAUGUUGGGGUUUAGUGACAAGAAAACAUUGCAUUAUAUUUGCAAAUCCAGCGUCCCCUAUAAUGUGUCUCUGUUUGCUUGGAGAUUGAUUUUGGAGCGACUUCAAACUAAAGACGAGCUUGUAAAAAGGGACGUCUUAUCAGUGAGGCUAGAGGGAUUUGGUUUGGAGUUUCGACAUGCAUCUGUUGGUGCUGAAGAGGGUCUCGGGAGAGGAACAACCCCCGGGGCUCGACAUGCAUUUUGGUUCCUUAUGGGUAAAGGUCUAUGA
This is a messenger RNA of Vicia faba (fava bean), 378 nucleotides long. Lineage: Eukaryota; Viridiplantae; Streptophyta; Magnoliopsida; Fabales; Fabaceae. The record is from the annotation of a GenBank genome assembly.